Molecule: messenger RNA, 1768 nt
Organism: Ipomoea triloba (trilobed morning glory)
Lineage: Eukaryota; Viridiplantae; Streptophyta; Magnoliopsida; Solanales; Convolvulaceae
Exons: 12
Coding region: 379-1521 (380 amino acids)
Source: RefSeq, a predicted model, not a curated record
GACGCACCAGAACAACUUAACCCUACCCAUCCUCUUCUUUGCCGCCCUCACCGUCUCGGCGGCUCCGCUUCUCCUCCAUCGCCGGCUCCGCUUCUCCUCCAUCGACGGCUCCAAAUCUCCCAGCCUGUCCGGAACCUAUUCACCUCCCAAGGCGCCUUCGGCUCUCCGCCCUCAGCGCUUUCGAGUUCGAAGCCGAUCUCUCAGCAUCCAUCGAACAGGAAAAAGGUUAUAGGUUUAGAUGACCUGUUAAAUGACUUCCACAAGGAGAAUAAGAAGGUUACUAAACGUUCAAAGGUCCAAAAGGCCUAUGAUUCCGAUGAUGACAUUGAUGCUAGAGAAGCUACAUUUCAUAACUGUGUUAACCAGUUCCAGGAGAAGAUGAAUCAAAUAAAGGCCGAUGAUGAAAUGCCUUUGUGGGGUCUUCAAGUUUUUGGAUAUCAGAAAACUUUGCCAAAACUGGAUUUCCCUGAGCUAACGAGGUGCAGGUUUCUGCAAUCUUUCCUGAAAAACGAGCUUAAUUCAUUGGUAGAACUCAAAACAGAUGAAGGACAGAGUUUCCUUGAGGGGUUGCUCAGAGAUGGAUGGCUUUUGAAAUUAAUCAGCUCUCAUGGUCGACUUGAAAGAUCCAUUGCAAAAUGGAGUUUUAAUAUGUUGUUGUAUUCACCACAACAACAGUUAGGAGCUGCUGCAUGCAGCUUUUGGUGUCGCAUUCUCUCGUCUAAAAGUGAGUUUGACCUACAAAACUUUGAAAUUGAAUGGUUACCAGACUAUUCAGAACUAAUAAGUGCCCUUGAUGUAUAUGGCUUUCUAUUGGAUGCACCUUCAAAGUCAUCAUCAUCCAUGGAACUUGACCAUUUAGAUUCUGAUUCUUCUAGUCCACCACAAAAUAUAAGGUCUUGGAUAAAGUUCGUUUCUGUUAUUUGCAAAGUAAGGAACAUAUGUUCAGUCUUCUCAACUGAAGAGGUAGAAGACCUGAUAGUAGUGAUGAUCUGUAUGUUUAUGGAUCGUCAACUUCUCGGCCUCGUCCUAAUCUUGGAUGAGUGUCUUCACUCGCUUAUUAGCUUUUUUAGUGACAAUGAAUUUGAUGUCAGCUGUGUCAAAAUAGCUAAAUCCCUCACCUGCAGACUGGCUACUGAUAUCUCUUGCUUGAGAGCUGUGGAUAGCAUUUCAGUGCGUGAUGCUCAUAGUAAGCGUUUAAAAAGUGCAGCAGCCUUUGAGUUUCUUAUAGCAUGUUUUGAUAGUAAGGUAUCUGAUGCAGAAGGGAUCCUAAAAUCUAUAAUUUCUAUUAAUCUGAGAGAUGAGAGCUUUGAUCUUCAGAAAAUGUAUAUAUACCUGAUAUUGGUAGAAAACUGGCUUUUCUGUGACCCAAUGCUAAAAGACAAUCCAGAACUAAUUGAGAUGUGGGCAGUAUGUCUGCGGAACUGCACCUGCCAAAUCAGCAGCACAGAUUUGAGGUCUUAUGCUUUAAAGGUGAGGAGUAAGGCUUCAUAUCUUUCUCAAGGCAAUGCCAAAAAAUGGUAACUCUGCCUCUGCGGUCCAAGUACCAGAUCAAGAUGGUUGGGUUAUUCACAGAUUUCUCCUUUUGUUUUUAAUGGAAAUCUGAAUGUAAAUUCAAUGCACAAGUUUCUAUUUGGCUUAUAGUUUUGAGUUUUGACGGAAAAUCAAUAUUAUGUAGAACCAACCUGACAAUGUUCAAUAUGUGAUGUAUAUUGUAAUGUUAAAAAGAAUCUAAGUAAGGAUUUAAGUAAAAACACAAGGUUUCUGACAA